UGAGCCCUUACACAGCAAAACAUUGCAUCUGAUUUCACAGCAUCAUUGCUUAAUAGUGACGGAGAGCUCCUUGCAUUUUGCAGUAUCAUCUGGAUUAGAGAGAAGCUAAGAUAUUGAUUUAAAGAUGAAAACUGCUGUGUUCAUUGCAUGCCUUGUCGGCUUGGCCUAUGCAUACCCACUAUCAGACUCAAAUUCCUCUCACAUGGAUUCAUCUGAAAGCCACAAAUCAGAUUCAUCCCGAGAUACGUCUUCUUCAGAAGAGUUCACAACCCCCCCAGUAAAUAUUACACUGAUGCCCUUAACCGAUGAACCAAGAGGUGACAGCCCACGUCUCAGACGUGCUUUAAGACAGUAUGUAUCUUCAAGCGAAAGUCACAGCAAAUCCAUCUCAUUCCCUGACUCCUCCUCUUCCUCCUCCUCUGAAGAAUUGAGAAUUGUUCCUACCGCUGAUGGGACAACAGCUGGUCAAGCAAUGACAGAAAACCUGCGCCGUAGACGUGCCGCUGAACAGAAACCUCAAAGCAGCUCCUCGGAGCAAUCAUCUUCUGAAAGUACAACCACUGAGAGCACAAGCAGCCAGUCUCCAUCCAGUUCAGAAGAAGAUAGCCAAGAGCACAGCACUAAGCAGAACUUAUUGCAGGGUAUCCUGGAGACAUCCACUGUUCCCGACACUUCUGAAGAGAGCUCCGAAGAAAGAACAACAAAAACUCCACUCUUCCAGCCUUAAGCAUGUCAGCUUAUCAUGACAUUCAUUGUUUCUGCCUUCCGUCUUUCUAUUUGAGUGAAUAGUUUAUGUAAUGUCAUUAAUGCAGUUCACUUUUUAUAACCUCAUAUGGAGUCAUGCA
Messenger RNA from Nanorana parkeri, 845 nucleotides. RefSeq names its product putative protein TPRXL. The transcript has 6 exons. NCBI's taxonomy places the organism in Eukaryota, Metazoa, Chordata, Amphibia, Anura, Dicroglossidae. The record is from RefSeq and is a predicted model, not a curated record. The coding region runs from base 125 to 727 and encodes 200 amino acids.